AAUUUGUUCGUAUCCCAUAUUUUUUUAAGCUCCCUCUUCUCUCCGUCUUCUUCCCUGCCCAAUGGCUCGUCCGAAUCGGGCCGGGUAAUCGAGAACAGAGCGAGAGGAGCGUCCUUUUUUCUAUCUGUCCUUUUAGCUCUCCGCUUUGUUCGUUCCGGAAUCCUUCGGGGGAGAUACAGAGAUCUCUCCUCCUAUGUGAUUUGCUUGAUCCCCGCCCGAAAGAGCCCAGAUAUUGCAUAAUUUUCUUCGGAGAAAGGAUGCGUUCUUGUGGAAGGUAGGAAGAUUGAGAUGCUCUUUUAUUUCUUUCGGAUCAGUCGUUGGUGGUAUUGAGAGACUGCCGAAUUCGAAGCGGAAAGCAGCAAUUUUGUUCUGUUUAACCGACUUGGCAAUUUUGGAGCUUGGAAUUAAGAGAGAUAUGGGGCUUCCGCGGUAUGAUUUGUAAUUGGUCAAGAACAAUUUUUUUGAUGUCGUCGAAAACCCGAGGCAGUUCCCCAUAAGAUGAGGGAUGACGGAGAGAUUUAUGAACUUCCUAAGGUCCUGCUGGGGGCCGUCGUCACGGCGGCACGACCACUCGGGCACCGACGCUCUUGGGCGGCAAGACGGGCUUCUCUGGUACAAGGAUAUAGGACGGCUUGCGAAUGGGGACUUCUCCAUGGCCGUUGUCCAGGCGAACAGCUUACUUGAGGACCAGAGCCAGAUUGAGUCGGGUUCGCUGAGCUUGCAUGGGCUCGGCCCCUACGGGACCUUCGUGGGGAUCUACGACGGACAUGGUGGCCCAGAAACAUCCCGGUACAUCAACGAUCAUCUUUUCCAUCAUCUCAAGAGAUUUGCAUCGGAGCAACAAUCAAUUUCAGCUGAUGUGAUACGGAAGGCAUUCAAAGCGACGGAAGAAGGGUUCCUAUCUCUGGUAACUAAACAAUGGCCUGUGAAACCUCACAUAGCAGCCGUUGGCUCCUGCUGUUUGGCGGGCAUUAUCUGCAGCGGAACCCUAUACGUUGCAAACCUCGGAGACUCCCGUGUUGUUUUAGGUAGGCUUGUCAAGGCAACUGGAGAAGUUCUGGCUGUCCAGUUAUCAGAAGAGCACAAUGCAGGGAUUGAGUCAGUCAGACAAGAAUUGCAUGCCUCGCAUCCAGAUGAUUCUGAGAUUGUAGUUCUAAAACAUAAUGUUUGGCGUGUCAAGGGAGUCAUACAGGUUUCUAGGUCGAUUGGAGACGUGUACCUUAAGAAAACAGAGUUUAACCGGGAGCCUUUGCAAGCAAAGUUCCUUCUUAGAGAGCCUUUCCAAAGACCAAUUCUUAGUUCUGAACCAUCAAUUUCUGUACUACCAUUGCAGCCGCAAGAUCAGUUUCUGAUAUUUGCCUCUGAUGGCCUUUGGGAGCAUCUAAGCAAUCAGGAAGCAGUCAACAUCGUUCAAAAUAAUCCAUGCAGUGGAAUUGCUCGGAGGCUUGUCAAAGCUGCACUACAAGAAGCGGCAAAGAAAAGAGAGAUGAGGUACUCUGACCUAAAGAAGAUUGAUCGUGGAGUUCGCCGGCAUUUUCAUGAUGACAUUACUGUCGUUGUUGUGUUCCUCGAUUCAAGUCUUACCGGCUGGGUCAGCUCACACAAAGGUCCAACAGUGUCAAUAAGAGGUGGUAUCGAUCGUCCUGCAAGUUCUCUUACGUCUUAUGCAAGUGCGAAGCUCGGUAAUUCUUACUGAAGGCAGAUCAUGUGGUUUCAUGUUGUACUAAAUUAAAGCACACAUUUUUCCAUACUGUUUCGAUCGACUCUUCUGCAAGCGAUGUUUUGCAGAUGGUCAAUUAUCAAUCUCACACCCUCAUUAAUUAAGGGAUGUCCAUCUUAUCUUUUAUGAACAGCAAGGAGAGGAGAGAUAGAAAUGUGAAAUUUUGUUAUCCAGGAA
Molecule: messenger RNA, 1897 nt
Organism: Musa acuminata subsp. malaccensis (wild Malaysian banana)
Lineage: Eukaryota; Viridiplantae; Streptophyta; Magnoliopsida; Zingiberales; Musaceae
Product: probable protein phosphatase 2C 60
Biological process (GO): peptidyl-threonine dephosphorylation
Molecular function (GO): protein serine/threonine phosphatase activity; cation binding
Source: RefSeq, a predicted model, not a curated record